GAUUCUCCGGAAGUUCACUGCUUGCGUUAGACUUCAUCUGUGGUUCAGUCUGUGUAUUUGUAUCCCGGUACCUCGGUUCUGGAUCAAAUGGGAGAAGCGGAUGUUACUUUGGCUCAAGUCGAGGAGAAGCCUCCAGAUUCGGCUCUGGUGCCCGGCGAGGACUCGGUGGUUUGGAGCCAUGAGGUGGAGGUUUGUCUUUUCCAUGCGAUGAUCGGACACAAACCCGUGGGCGUGAACCGUCACUUCCACAUGAUCUGCAUCAGGGACAAGUUCAGUCAAAACAUUGGACGUCAGGUUUCCUCCGCUGUCAUCUGGGAUCAUCUAGGAACCAUGUACGACAUGCAGGCACUGCAUGAGUCGGAGAUCUUACCGUUUCCAAACACAGAGAAGAGUUUCUCUUUGCCUGAUGACAUCAUCCAAGAAGUUAAAGAAGGAAAGCUGGUCACAGAAGAGGAAACCAAAGAGGAGUUCAGGAUGGAGAGAGAACCUCCGGCUACACACGAAGAAGGCAGCAACUCGUCACUGAAGAUGCCGGAGCGAACAAGCAACAGUCGAGAGAAGGAAAAAGAGCGAGAGAAAGAGAAAGGAGGGAGUGAAGGAGGAGGAAGCGGUGGAGGAGGAGGAGCCAAAGAGGCAGAGAAGAGGAAAAGGAGCCGAGCAGCCGAGAAAUUACUGUCGUCUUCCAACCCCGCAAGUCCAGGAGGAGUCAAGAGGAGACGCACCUGAGUCUUGGAUGAGGUAGAGAUGAAAAGAAACAGAGACAAGUGUGAGGGAGACAAUAGAGAAAGGGAUAAGUGAGCGGCAGAGAAUAGAGACGGUGAAUGGUAGAAAGAUGAGUCGGAUUUUUAAAAAAAAAAAAAAAAGUAGUGAAGAUGACGCCAUCAAGUAUUUGGACUUUGUCUCAUGUGAUCACCUGCGGUCCUGUGUCUGCACAGCAGGCAGGACAAGGCAACGGUGAUGUCAUCACAUGUCACUCUGCGGCCUCCGUGGUUGGCUGCGUCGCGACCGUCCACUGCUCCCCAGGUUCUGCUGUUUUUUCCAUCGUGUGACCUCGGUGAGAGGAAGCGACGCCUUUUUAAAUUUGCGUUUUUAUACAUUAUUUAACAAACUGAGGAAGCGUCGUAAGUCACGACGGAGACAUCGUCGG
This is a messenger RNA of Cynoglossus semilaevis (tongue sole), 1147 nucleotides long. RefSeq names its product MRG/MORF4L binding protein (gene mrgbp). Gene Ontology annotation, cellular component: NuA4 histone acetyltransferase complex; nucleus. The coding region runs from base 88 to 726 and encodes 212 amino acids. Gene Ontology annotation, biological process: regulation of transcription by RNA polymerase II. Lineage: Eukaryota; Metazoa; Chordata; Actinopteri; Pleuronectiformes; Cynoglossidae. The record is from RefSeq and is a predicted model, not a curated record. The transcript is spliced from 5 exons.